Condylura cristata (star-nosed mole) is the source of this 6832-nucleotide messenger RNA. It is a transcript of the gene KDM6B, whose product is annotated as lysine (K)-specific demethylase 6B. The coding region runs from base 447 to 5543 and encodes 1698 amino acids. Gene Ontology annotation, biological process: regulation of gene expression; heart development. NCBI's taxonomy places the organism in Eukaryota, Metazoa, Chordata, Mammalia, Eulipotyphla, Talpidae. Gene Ontology annotation, cellular component: MLL3/4 complex. The record is from RefSeq and is a predicted model, not a curated record. Gene Ontology annotation, molecular function: histone H3K27me2/H3K27me3 demethylase activity; RNA polymerase II cis-regulatory region sequence-specific DNA binding; chromatin DNA binding. The transcript has 23 exons.
GGCCGCUCGACCCCCUGGGAGACCUUGGGGAACCUGAACACCUGGGACACCCCAGAACCAGGUUCCCCCAGGCACCAUGUCUGUUCCAUAGUACCACCCACCCCACCCAUCGUGGUCUGCUGCACCCCACUGCUGGGGCACUGGUUCCAAUGAAACAGGGCACACCAAAUUCCAUCUGGCUGUUACUGAGGCGGAGACAGGGGUGAUGAUUGGCUUUCUGGGGAGAGAGGACGUCCUGUGAUUGGCCGGGUCUCUGGAGUUCGCUGACGCUGUGAGAAGACGCUCCCACGGAGGCCGGAAUUGGCCGUGAAAGGCCCUGGCUGGCCAUCUGGGGGCAGUGGGCACUCCUAUCAGAACAAUUGGAGCAGGACCAUCGUCCCAGAGAACUGGGGCAGGGGGCCUUGCCCGAUCUCCAGGGCUCCUGGGGCCACUGCUGACCUGGCUGGAUGCAUCGGGCAGUGGACCCUCCAGGGGCCCGCGCUGCACGGGAAGCCUUUGCCCUUGGGGGCUUGAGCUGUGCUGGGGCCUGGAGCUCCUGCCCACCCCAUCCCCCUCCUCGUAGCGCAUGGCUGCCUGGAGGCAGGUGCUCUGCCAGCAUUGGGCAGCCCCCGCUCUCUGCCCCCCUACCCCCUUCACAUGGCAGUAGCUCUGGACACCCCAACAAACCAUAUUAUGCUCCAGGGACACCCAACCCAAGACCUCUCCAUGGGAAGCUGGAAUCCCUGCAUGGCUGUGUGCAGGCAUUGCUCCGGGAGCCGGCCCAGCCAGGGCUGUGGGAGCAACUUGGGCAGCUGUAUGAGUCAGAGCAUGACAGUGAGGAGGCCAUUCGUUGCUACCACAGUGCCCUUCGAUAUGGAGGAGGCUUGGCUGAACUAGGGCCCCGCAUUGGCCGACUACAGCAGACCCAGCUCUGGAACUUUCAUGCCGGCUCUUGCCAGCACCGAGCCAAGGUCUUGCCCCCUCUGGAACAAGUAUGGAACCUGCUGCACCUUGAGCACAAGCGGAAUUAUGGGGCCAAACGGGGUGGUCCCCCAGUGAAGCGAGCUGCCGAACCCCCAGUGGUACAGCCUGUACCUCCUGCAGCACUCUCAGGUCCCUCAGGGGAGGAGGGCCUCAGUCCUGGAGGCAAGCGCAGAAGAGGCUGCAGCUCUGAGCAGACUGGACUUCCCCCAGUGCUGCCACUGCCUCCACCACCAUUGCCGCCGCCGCCGCCGCCGCCACCGCCACCACCGCCACCACCCCUUCCUGGGCUAGCCACAAGUCCUCCAUUUCAGCUGACCAAGCCAGGGCUGUGGAAUACCCUGCAUGGAGAUGCCUGGGGCCCUGAGCGCAAGGGUUCAGUGCCCCCAGAGCGCCAGGAUCAACGGCACUCGCUUCCUCCUCACCCGUAUCCAUACCCAGCUCCGGCCUACACCGCGCACCCACCUGGCCACCGGCUGGUCCCAGCUGCACCCCUAGGCCCAGGCCCCCGCCCCCCAGGAGCAGAGAGCCAUGGCUGCCCGCCUGCCACCCGUCCCCCCGGAAGUGACCUUAGAGAGAGCAGAGUUCAGAGGUCGCGGAUGGACUCCAGCGUUUCACCAGCAGCAACCACCGCCUGCGUGCCUUACGCCCCUUCCCGGCCCCCUGGCCUCCCCGGCACCACCACCAGCAGCAGUAGCAGCAGCAGCAACACUGGUCUCCGGGGCAUGGAGCCAAACCCAGGCAUUCCCGGCGCUGACCAUUACCAAACUCCCAUGCUGGAGGUCUCCUCUCAUCAAGGCCGCCUGGGGCCCUCGGCACACAGCAGUCGGAAACCGUUCCUGGCAGCUCCUGCUGCCACUUCCCACCUGUCCCUGCCACCUGGCCCCCCCUCACCUCCUCCACCCCCUUGUCCCCGCCUCUUACGCCCCCCACACCCCCCUGCCUGGCUGAAGGGCCCGGUCUGCCGGGCAACACGAGAGGAUGGAGAGAUCUUAGAGGAGCUCUUCUAUGGGGCUGAGGGACGCCCCCGCCCUCCCCCACCACACCUUCCCCACCGUGAGGGCUUCUUGGGGCCUUCGGCCCCCCGCUUUUCUGUGGGCACUCAGGAUUCUCACACCGCUCCCACUCCCCCAACCACCAGCAGCAGCAGCAACAAUGGCAGCCACAGCAGUAGCCCGACUGGGGCUGUGUCCUUCCCCGCACCUCCCUAUCUGGCCAGAAGUAUAGACCCCCUUCCCCGGCCCUCCAGCCCAACACUGAGCCCCCAGGACCCACCUCUUGCACCCCUGACUCUUGCCCUGCCUCCAGCCCCUCCUUCCUCCUGUCACCAAAAUACCUCAGGAAGCUUCAGGCGCCCGGAGAGCCCUCGGCCUAGGGUCUCCUUCCCAAAGACCCCCGAGGUGGGGCCAGGGCCAUCCCCAGGCCCCCUGAAUAAAGCCCCCCAGCCUGUGCCGCCCAGGGGUGGGGAGCUGCCUGCCCGAGGCCCACGACUCUUUGAUUUCCCCCCUACCCCGCUGGAGGACCAGUUUGAGGAGCCAGCUGAAUUCAAGAUCUUACCUGAUGGGCUGGCCAACAUCAUGAAGAUGCUGGAUGAAUCCAUUCGUAAGGAGGAGGAACAGCAACAACAGGAGGCAGGCGUGGUACCCCCACCCCCCCUCAAGGAGCCCUUUACGUCUCUGCAGCCUCCAUUCCCCACUGACACCGCUCCCAGCACCACUGCUGCCACCACCACCUCUACCACCACCACCACCACCACCACCACCACCACCCAGGAAGAGGAGAAGAAGCCACCACCAGCCCUGCCGCCACCACCGCCUCUAGCCAAGUUCCCUCCACCUCUCCAGCCACAGCCACCACCUCCCCCGUUACCCCCACCAGCCAACCCCACCAGCCUGCUCAAGUCGUUGGCAUCUGUGCUGGAGGGACAAAAGUACUGUUACCGGGGGACUGGAGCAGCUGCUUCCACCCGGCCUGGGCCCUUGCCCACCACUCAGUAUUCCCCUGGUCCCCCAUCAGGUGCUACCGUCCUGCCGCCCACCUCAGCGGCUCCUAGCGCCCAGGGCUCCCCACAGCCCUCCGCUUCCUCUUCAUCUCAGUUCUCUACCUCAGGCGGGCCCUGGGCCCGGGAACGCAGGGCAGGCGAAGAACCAGCCCCCGAUCCUAUGCCCCCCACCCCGCCGCCCCCACCCCUGCCUCUGCCCCCUGCUCGAUCUGAGUCUGAGGUGCUAGAAGAGAUCAGUCGGGCUUGUGAGACCCUUGUAGAGCGGGUGGGCCGGAGUGCCACAGACACGGUGGACACUGUAGACACAGUGGACACUGCAGACUCGGUGGACAGUGGGACGGAACGAUUGCUGCCUCCUGCCCAGGUUAAGGAGGAAACUGGUGGGGUAGUGGCAGCGGCAGGACCAGGCAGCAGUAAGCGGCGACAGAAGGAGCACCAGAAGGAGCAUCAGAAGGAGCACCGGCGGCACAGGCGGACCUGUAAAGACAGUGUUGGUCGUAGGCCUCGUGAGGGCAGGGCCAAGGCUAAGGCCAAGGCCCCCAAAGAAAAAAGCCGCCGGGUGCUGGGAAACCUGGACUUGCAGAGCGAGGAAAUCCAGGGUCGUGAGAAGGCCCGUCCUGAUCUUGGAGGGGCCUCCAAGGCAAAGCCACCAACAGCUCCAGCCCCUCCACCCACUCCUGCACCUUCUGCCCAACCCACACCCCCAUUAGCCCCUGUCCCUGGGAAGAAGGCUCGGGAAGAAGCUCCAGGGCCACCGGGAGUCAGUCGGGCUGAUAUGCUGAAGCUUCGCUCACUUAGUGAAGGGCCCCCCAAGGAGCUAAAGAUAAGGCUCAUCAAGGUAGAGAGUGGUGACAAGGAGACCUUUAUCGCCUCUGAGGUGGAAGAGCGAAGACUGCGAAUGGCCGACCUCACCAUCAGCCACUGUGCUGCUGACGUUGUCCGUGCCAGCAAGAACGCCAAGGUGAAAGGGAAGUUUCGAGAGUCAUACCUUUCCCCUGCUCAGUCUGUGAAACCGAAGAUCAAUACUGAGGAGAAGCUGCCCCGAGAAAAGCUCAACCCACCCACACCUAGCAUCUAUCUGGAAAGUAAACGGGAUGCUUUCUCGCCGGUGCUGCUGCAGUUCUGUACAGACCCUCGAAAUCCAAUCACCGUGAUCCGGGGCCUGGCAGGCUCCCUGCGGCUUAACUUGGGCCUCUUCUCCACCAAGACACUGGUGGAGGCAAGUGGCGAACACACUGUGGAGGUACGCACCCAGGUGCAACAGCCCUCAGAUGAGAACUGGGAUCUCACUGGCACCCGACAGAUCUGGCCCUGUGAAAGCUCCCGUUCCCAUACCACCAUCGCCAAGUAUGCACAGUACCAGGCUUCAUCCUUCCAGGAGUCCCUGCAGGAGGAGAAAGAGAGUGAGGAUGAGGAGUUGGAGGAGCCUGACAGCACCACAGGAACCCCUCCUAGCAGUGCACCAGACCCGAAGAACCAUCACAUCAUUAAAUUUGGCACUAACAUCGAUCUGUCUGAUGCGAAGCGGUGGAAGCCCCAGCUGCAGGAGCUGCUGAAGCUCCCUGCCUUCAUGCGGGUAACAUCCACAGGCAACAUGCUGAGCCAUGUAGGCCACACCAUCCUGGGCAUGAACACAGUGCAGCUGUAUAUGAAGGUCCCUGGCAGCCGAACACCAGGCCAUCAAGAGAACAACAAUUUCUGCUCUGUGAACAUCAACAUUGGCCCAGGUGACUGUGAGUGGUUUGCAGUUCAUGAACACUACUGGGAGACCAUCAGCGCCUUCUGUGACAGGCACGGCGUGGACUACCUGACAGGUUCCUGGUGGCCAAUACUGGAUGACCUCUAUGCUUCCAAUAUCCCUGUGUAUCGCUUCGUGCAGCGCCCUGGAGACCUUGUGUGGAUUAACGCCGGGACUGUGCACUGGGUGCAGGCCACGGGCUGGUGCAACAACAUUGCCUGGAACGUGGGGCCCCUCACCGCCUAUCAGUACCAGCUGGCCCUGGAACGAUAUGAGUGGAACGAGGUGAAAAACGUCAAAUCCAUUGUGCCCAUGAUUCAUGUGUCCUGGAAUGUGGCUCGAACCGUGAAGAUCAGCGACCCAGAUUUGUUCAAGAUGAUCAAGUUCUGCCUCUUACAAUCCAUGAAGCAUUGCCAGGUACAGCGGGAGAGCCUGGUUCGUGCUGGGAAGAAAAUUGCCUACCAGGGUCGGGUCAAAGAUGAGCCUGCCUACUACUGCAAUGAGUGCGACGUGGAAGUGUUCAACAUCUUGUUCGUGACGAGUGAGAAUGGCAGUCGCAACACUUACCUGGUGCACUGCGAGGCCUGCGCCCGGCGCCGAAGCGCGGGCCUCCAGGGCGUGGUGGUGCUGGAGCAGUACCGCACCGAGGAGCUGGCGCAGGCCUAUGACGCCUUCACGCUGGUGAGAGCUGUUGGGAGGAUAAGGGCACCCCCGGACCGGGGUGGGGGUGGGGCAGGAGCCCGAGAGCCAAGCUGUGGGGCGGUUCCACCGGUGCCUGCCUCGGAGUCCGCUCUGCCCAUUUUAUUUUCUCUCCUUCAGGCCCCCGCCAGCGCGUCUCGAUGAGGCCGGAUGCCCCGCCCGCCUGCCCGCCUGCAGGGCGCCGCGGGGCCACCAGCACACAGCCUGGGCUGGACCUAGGUCCCGCCUUUGGCCGGGAAGGGGUUCGGGCCCAGCCCUACCACCCCAUUGGCAGCUCCCCUCACUUAAUUUAUUAAGAAAAAAAAAUUUUUUUUUAAACAAAUACGAGGAAAAAAGGAAAAAAAAUGGGAGACGGGGGAGGGGGCUGGCAGCCCCUCGCCCACCAGCGCCUCCCCUCACCGACUUUGGCCUUUCUAGCAACAGACACAAGGACCAGGCUCCGGCGGCGGCGGGGGUCACAUACGGGUUCCCUCACGCCUGCCAGCCGCCAGGCCGCCCGGCGCAGACGCAGGCGGCUCGUGUUGUACAUAGACGUUACGGCAGCCGAGGUUUUUAAUGAGAUUCUUUCUAUGGGCUUUACCCCUCCCCCAGAACCUCCUUUUUUUACUUCCAGAUGCUAGCUGUGACCCCUGUACAUGUCUCUGUUAUCCACUUGGUUAUGAUUUGUAUUUUCUGGGUUUUUUGUUUUUUUUUUUUUUUUUUGGUUUUUAAUUUAUAACAGUCCCACUCACCUCUAUUUAUUCAUUUUUGGGAAAACCCGACCUCCCGCACCCCCAAGUCAUUCUGCCCGCCCCCUCCAGGGACUGCCCACCCCAGGGCUCUCCCUGCGCCCCAGUGUGUACGGCCCGGCCCGUCCGUCUCAGCCCGUCAGCCCGCCUGCGGCUACAGCCGGGUUCUCAUGGUGCUCAAACCCGCUCCCCUCCCCGACGUCCUGCACUUUCUCGGACCAGUCCCCCACUCCCGACCCGACCCCAACCCCACCUGAGGGUGAGCGACUCCUGUACUGUAGGGGAAGAAGUGGGAACUGAAAUGGUAUUUUGUAAAAAAAUAAAUAAAUAAAAUUUUAAAAAUUUAAAAGUUUUAAAGAAAGAACUAUGAGGAAAAAAAGAACCCCGUCCUUCCCAGUCCCGGCCAAUUUAAAAAACACGGACCUUCCCCUCGUCCCUCUUUUCUUUUUAAGCGUGAAACAGUCCAGGGCCAGGCUUCACUGGGGCAGGGACACCCCGGGAUGAGUUUCUCUGGGGCUUUAUUUUGGUUUUGUCGGUUUUUUCUCCAUGCUGGGGCUGCGGAAGGGUGGGGGGGUUUACAGUCCCGCCCCCUCGCACUGCACUGUCUCUCUGCCCCAGGGGCAGAGGGGUCUUCCCAAUCCUACCCCUAUUUUCGGUGAUUUUUGUGUGAGAAUAUUAAUAUUAAAAAUAAAAUCAGAAAAAAAA